CUUGAUCUCCUCAUUAUCCCGCGAGUAGAUUAGGAGGUCCAAGAGUUCUAUGGAAUCUGUACCAAUAGAUAUUAUCUUCAAUAUGCAGGAUUGUACUUCGGUUAUGUUGUGUAAUGACUUGAAAAUGGGGAGCUGCAGUUGUACAGGAUUAUGUUCGGUCGAUUCGAGCACUCUCAGCAUGUUUUCCAGAACUCCCGAACAUUUGGCAAUUUGCGACACAUUAUUGGCCCCACCUGCUGUUAUCCCUUCGAAGAUGGUGGCUUCUUUGACGCGAUGUACCAUCUCCUCCUCAUUCUGCUCUCCGCUCUCUCCGCUCUCUGCACUUCUGUUCCCCAGCAGUAAUAUGGCCAAAGUCUGGAGACUUUGUGGCUGCCAUGCUAAUUCGCUGUAGUAUUCAGGAACAUUCGCCAAGGCGUGGGCGGCGGAAUAUUGAAGGUUCGGAAUUUGCUUCUCCUUCAGCUUGCGCACAAGUACUUCACAUGCUCUCUCGAGAUCGAGAAAGCUGUUAUCGUUCUCUCUAAAGCCAGCGUCGUGGCUGCUUUGACUCUCACGUCUGCAUCCUCAUGGCUGUCCAUCAGGAUGACCAACUGGUCGAGAGCUCCUUUCCUUCGACAUUUAGCCUUCACCGAUGGGCCGUCGCGUGCGAGAACGUGCAAUGCGUACAGCGUGGCCUUGACAAACUCCGACUUUUCUCCCACGUUCAUGUGCAGCAGGUUCAGCAGCCUCAACAACUCCUGUGGAUAUAGGCCGAUCUGGGCCCCCAAUUUCUUCACGGCUGCCAGAAAAUAUAGAAUAUAUGCCGUAGUAUCACGGAUCCGGCCAUCGGCUUCCCAUCCCUCAUCCCGCCCUUCUUCGCUCAAGAGGCCCUCGAGGUCAUGGAGGAAUCCUGAUGAGUAAACAAGCAGAGUUUUGGUUUCUACAGGGGCGUUCUUCAAUCGUUACUUCAGAUCUAUGAGCGAGGCCGGGUCUCUGAAGACUAUCAAUCUGGUGACUGCUUGCCGAACGUGCUGGGCGAUUCGAAACAGAUCAUGGCAAGCCUCAAUCUUGCUCAGGAGAUCGGCGUGAUUGUUGCAGGUUUUGCUAGUCGGUUUGCACACUGAGAAGUGUUCUGCGUGGGCUCUCAUGUAAUGGUCACAAUCGUCGCCUCUCCAAGAUGCUUCCGGCACCAGCACGUCAUUUAUUUUCACUAGGUCCUGAAUCAAGGAGAAUCGUUUGCGUCAAUGAGAGGCCCACCAUCAUAGUCUAAAUUCGAAAGUCAUCAGAACACGAACAGAAUGACAUUGAUCGAGCGACCAGUUCAAAGUUAACUCACUGUCUGAUCAACACACGCAACGCACAAAGUGAAUACAUGAGCCAACGGCGUUGAAUCCAUACAUUUACUCAUCGAUCGGGGCCGACCAAGGAGGUCUGAAUGUUUAAUCUAAUGCGAUCAUGGCCCUAUGCUCGGGAUUUAAAUAGUAGAGACUCGAGGUAAGCGGAGAACACGGUCCUCGUAGUUCCCAUCCUUGAGUUUUUGUGUAUCCUGUUCGGGGAAAGACGGGCGAAACCGUCUGAGUAAGCACGUGAGGUGCGACCGCUCACCUCAUUUGGAAGGCAGCGUCCGGGUCUGCGAGAAUUUCAGAUCCAGGGGCUUUUACCGUUUUGUGAAUUUGUUUAGAUUCUUUCUGUGUGAUUUGCGGUUUGUGCCUUGUUAUUUGCCACUCUUGAAGAGGAAUUGGAUCUACCUUGCACCAGAUCUCCGUUCCGUCAUUGUUCUUGGCUGCACAACCGCUGAUUCCUGCGAGGAUUCGGGAUCUGUGUCGGAGUAUACCCGCCUGAUCAUGCUGGGUUCUUCACGGUUUCUCUCGAAGACUAGUGUCUGCAAAAGGGCACAAUGUAUUCGUGAGCAAUGUACUUCUCUUGAAAUAAACUUGAAUGUUGUUCCAAGGCUCAAAGUGUCGACAAGUAGUAGGAGAUAGGGUCCUGCCGAGGGACCAAAGAUUCUCGUCAAGAGAUUCGGAGUGGAACUUUGACUCUAAAUAUCGGGGUUCCACAGCCAUUCCAAGUUGGAGCUUUUGGUGCGAAAGGAAAGUAACAGCUGAAGCAGUCUAGAUUGUUGGAUGCCGUUCAGAGCUAGAUAUGCACACUAGGAACAGAGGAUGGUUGCUUCAGUGGAUUCUUCGAUAAUAUGAAUUUGUACGGUGGACCUGAGGUGAACAAGUCGUCUUGCACUUUGUUACCUCUUCUUCUACUGGCGCUUUGCAUCAGGAGCUGAAUUCAACUUGUAUAGGGCAGACUUAUGAACGAACUGCAAUCAAGGAGUGGCUGGACCGGGGUAGCACCUCGUGCCCGAUCACAAGGAAGGUGUGAAGAAGUUUGGAAAUGAUAUCGAACAAUCUGUUGAACAUGCAGGUUCUAAUGUAGCCCACAAAGUUUCUGAUCUGGCCCAUAAGGUGUUACAUGGGAAGGGAGGACAGACCAAAUCAGGUUGGUCGAAGUCUGGAAGAGGAGGAGUUUGUGAAAACGGAAUUGCUAAGGGUGAU
Molecule: messenger RNA, 2522 nt
Organism: Marchantia polymorpha subsp. ruderalis
Lineage: Eukaryota; Viridiplantae; Streptophyta; Marchantiopsida; Marchantiales; Marchantiaceae
Source: the annotation of a GenBank genome assembly